AUGUAUAAUUGUCUACGAAUAGGAAUUCGAACAUUUGCUACGAAGGUUGCAAUGAAGCCACGUGCUGUUGUUGUCUCUGGUCCGAGCGGAUCUGGCAAAAGUACUUUGAUCAACCAAUUGUUCGAAGAAUAUCCAACUGUAUUUGCCUUUAGCGUUUCUCAUACCACACGAACGCCUCGGCCCGGUGAACAAAGUGGUCGAGAAUAUCAUUUUGUGUCACGAAAUCAGAUGGAAAAAAUGAUCGCCAACGGUGAAUUUCUCGAAACAACCGAAUUUUCCUCCAAUCUCUAUGGAACAAGUAAAAAAGCUGUAGAACACGUGGCUCAAACGGGUCGCAUUUGUGUUCUGGAUGUCGACAAGCAAGGUGUGAAAAGUAUUCGCAACAGUGAUCUCCGUGCAUUAUUCAUUUAUAUAAGUCCACCAAGUUACGAAAUCUUAGAAAAACGUUUACGCGAUCGUAAAACUGAUACUGAAAGUGCGAUUGAAAAACGUUUGAAAGAGUCAAAAGAAUCUAUGGAAUUCAGCAAACAACCCGGCGUUUAUGACCAUAUUAUAUUAAACGACAAACUCGAUGUUGCUUACAACGAUCUCAAAAACGUUCUUCGUAAAGACAUCGAAUCCGCGUUGAAACAACAAAACAAAUCGUCAUAA
This is a messenger RNA of Adineta ricciae, 651 nucleotides long. The record is from the annotation of a GenBank genome assembly. NCBI's taxonomy places the organism in Eukaryota, Metazoa, Rotifera, Eurotatoria, Adinetida, Adinetidae.